GUUUGGAUGAGACCUUUUGCAGUCCCCGCAGUCUCUUAUGUGGGUGUCCGCGGUUUGCCUGCCUCAUCCGUGGGAUGCAUAGGUGGAGGGCCUCCCGCAUUCGCCUCCAUGUGCGAUAGCACGAGCCUUGUCGUCGGCUGUUUGCCCAGCGUUGCCUUCCAUCCUUGGAACUUGACAGCUUCCUACAACUCCAUCGGGGAUUAUCGAAAAACACUCUGCCUGCAACUGUUUGCCACUUAGUUUUCGUCUGAUCUAGCAGUGUAUUCCUCAAUUUGUUCUUCAAGCACGUUGGACUCAUGUCGUCCUCGCGAGGAUUUUGGCGUGCCUCUCCGCAAGGCUGGAGAGGUGGCGGACACUUCUCGGGCAGUCAUGGCAGACGGCCUACCCACAACCAAGAGAGCCUACCGUGCAGACACUUCCAGCGCGGUGCGUGCUCCUACGGUGCGAGGUGCCGCUUUUCCCACGACCGAACUCGAGACAGCGGCACAACUCGGGACAUCCACGCCAGCGACGAGCCGGAGACGCUGGAACAGGCCGAAGCGAGGACUGCCUACUUUGACUGGAAGCGGCUGUUACGAUUGCCACCUAGCCUAUGUGGCAAUAGCCUGUCGUCCCUGGCCCGGUUCUGGGAGGACGCCCGCGGCAUACUCGACGGGGAUGGCCGAGACUGGCACCAAAUGCUCGUUAGGGAUCUCGUGGACGAGACGUCUUCCAGCCGCCAAUACAUCAAUGCGACAAUUGCCCUCGAUGCACUAACCGAGGACAGAACAAGGAUGUGUAUCGCCGAUGAUUUCAUUAGAGUCAUGGCCCACGAGUCGCUCCUCGACUGUCUCUCGGUAGGCACAUAUGUCGGUGAGCUGUAUCACAUCGUCGGCGGCGUCAAUGGAGCCGAGGCUUUGGACUUUGUCGCCAAGUUUUGGAAAGCAAUGCUCUCAUAUUACAAGAGGAUGUACGCCCCGGAGGAUAUCGAGCCAUCUCUGCAGAGGACGUCAGCUCUGGUUGGCGAGCUCCUUCGCCGGCGACAACUUGCGGCUCUCCAGGGUGGCCUUACCGAGGUUUUGGUCGCCAUGGACGGCGUUGCGGAUCUUCUCAACUCUCCAGAAACGGCGAGUCUCUAUGCUGCGUGUACAGAUCGCAUCGCCACUCUGCGUCGCAUGGUCCAGUUGUCCGCUACGCGUUUAACCGCCGCCGCCGACCCCUCCAAUGGCCGAUCCGGCCCCGCUGACCCGACGGCUGCUCGACCGACCUUCGCCUUCCCGAUCGAGCUCGAGCUGCCUACCGGGAGGCACGACAACGACCAUCUCGACAUCGGUCGAAUCAAAAUCUAUCCGACCGUCGAUGAGAUUUUGUCUACCCGGGACGACUUCCUGCCAUCGACCGACUUUCGGCAGCCUCAUUUCUACGACGACCCCGUCCAGCGCUACCUCGACACGCACUUCAGGCUCUUCCGGCAUGAUACAUUUCGUCCGUUUGUCGACUUCCUACAUCAAGCUCUGCUGUUGUUUACGGAUGGCGCCACCCCUCUCCAUGUCCUUGAUGGCAAUAUCAGGGCGUAUGUCUAUCACAAUGCAACGAUCUCGCACCUCUUGGUGGAGGACAAACGAGGCUUCGAAUCCCAUGUAUCCUUUUCUUCGCCGCAUCACCUGCGACAGAAAUCUGCCAGCGAGCGGCAGGCCUGGUGGGAGCAAUCGAAGCGACUAGAGCAGGGCACCAUGGCGUGUUUCAUCUGCGCUGUCGGCGGUCGGCCGACGCCCUUGCUUCUUAUCGUUACUGAAAAAUCCACGAACCCAUCGGAGGAGAACAACCUCGUUUCGGAAGCCCACAGAGGGACCAUCUCGACCAAGCUGGCAACGCCAGAACGCAAGGAUCUGGAGCUUCUGACUCGCAUUUACCACCACAGGAUUAACGGGAUUUUGAUCGAUCUCCCUGACUUGAUCCCGGCGACAUUCAAGCCGAUUCUGGAGAACCUCCAGGACAUGAUGCUGAAUAUGCUCCCUUUCCGAACGUGGAUCCUUCCGGACCUGGCCAGCACGCGGAGCCCUUCUGCCGCAAUCCCUCCGCCCAGAUACGCGCGUGGAGCCGGCUUCGCAUUCCGCCUGGACUCGAUCGUGCAGGACAGGGCCCGCAGCCUGACACUCGGAACUACUGCCUCGAAGAGCGAUGCGGCUCUUUUGGACCGUUUUGUGGCUGAGGCUGGCCUCGAUCGUGGCCAGGCCGCCGCAUUCGUCGCUGCUCUCACGACCGAGUAUGCCUUGCUUCAAGGACCUCCUGGCACUGGCAAAUCGUAUCUAGGCGUAAAGCUACUCCAGGUUCUUUUGGCCUGCAAGCAUUCGGCAAGCCUCGGCUCCAUCAUAGUGAUAUGCUACACAAACCACGCUCUGGAUCAAUUUCUACAGCAUCUCCGGGCUGUCGGCAUCAGUCGCAUAAUCCGCAUUGGCGGACGAAGCCAGUCGGAGGACCUCAAUGAUUGCAACCUUGCCGAGGUGAGCCGUAGGACCCUCAAAUUCAGGAGUGAGAGUCGCAUUCUCGGCAUGGCGUAUUCGGAGCUGGAUGAACAGCGCAGAUGCCUCGGGCACCGUCUCGCGGGUCUCCAUGCCCUUCGCAAGGAGCCGCCCUCGACAAUUCUAAAGCGAUUUCUGGAGCGUAACCGCGCCCAGACCCAUGCCCAAUUCUUCCCAGACGAGCAAGAAGGCUUUGUCACCGUCGGAGAUCCAGUCUCAAUCUGGUUGGGCAGAAGCUGGUGUCCCUUUUCAGUUGCGACGACUGCAGCUGCAACCGAGGAGGUGCUUGAAGACCUGGGGCGUCGUGCGACCCGUGAUGUCAAGUCCCUCUCUCGAUCGGAGCGUCGACUGCUCUACCAGUCUUGGUUAGAUGAAAUCCGCAUGGAGCAGACCGACUCGCUAUAUGAGGAGAUCCGUCACACUGAGGCGCAGCGGUCGCGCAUCGAUGCGGUUCACAACGAAACCAACCGACGAGUCUUGCUGAAUGCCAAUGUCAUCGGCAUCACCACUACAGGACUUGCCAAAGACGUCGCUACCCUCCGCCAUUUGAGGGCCAAGGUCGUCAUUUGCGAAGAGGCAGCCGAGGUGCUCGAGCCUCAUCUCAUCUCGGCACUCAUGCCCGGCGUCGAACAUGUCAUACAAAUAGGCGACCACCAGCAGCUGCGGCCCCAGAUCACCUGCAGAGCUCUCAGCAUGGAGGAGCCCAGCGGUGAGCUUUAUCAACUGGACCGAAGCCAGUUCGAGCGCCUCGCCGUGGGACAGCCGGGACUGCCGCCCCUCCCUGUCGCCCAGCUCAAUGUCCAGAGGCGAAUGCGGCCCGAAAUCUCUCAGCUCAUCAGGCAGACAAUGUACCCACGCCUGGAGGACCACGAUAUGGUAAAGCAUUUGCCUAACGUGGUCGGGAUGCGGAACAACGUAUUCUGGCUUACCCAUGACCAUUCCGAAGACGUGGCCGACGACGACAAACGCCUCAAGUCCCACGGCAAUGAGUGGGAGGUUCGCAUGGUGCUGGCCCUGGUCCGACAUCUCGUCCUACAGGGAGCAUACAAAACCACCGACAUUGCAGUCCUUACGCCCUACGCAAGACAGCUGCAGCAGCUGCGCGCCGCUCUAGCCCACGACUUUGCGGUUUUCCUUGGUGAGAAGGAUGAGGACAUCCUCGCCCGAAACGACAUCGACGGCGCCGAGGACGCCAGCCAAACGCUGCUCGAGACGAAGAAGCUUGUUAAUGCGAUCCGUCUCGCCACCGUUGAUAAUUUCCAGGGUGAAGAAGCCAAGGUCGUCAUCGUCUCGCUGGUUCGCAGCAACAGCCGCCGCAAGGUCGGCUUCCUCAAAACGUCGAACCGCAUUAACGUGCUGCUCAGCCGCGCCCAGCACGGCAUGUAUCUCAUCGGCAACUCGGAUACAUACUCCAACGUCGAUAUGUGGGUUGAGGUCCGACGCCAGCUCGAGGCCAGCAACUCCAUCGGCACGGCAUUCGAGCUCUGCUGCCCGCGACACGUCGACACGCCAAUCCGCUGCAGUGAGCCUGACGACUUUGCUCGCUUCAGUCCCGACGGCGGCUGCGACCUCCCUUGCGACCGCCGCCUGGACGACUGCGGUCACCAGUGCUCGGCCAGGUGCCACUCGGAGACGAUGCACAAUGCCUUUGCAUGCAUCCAGCGCUGUCCGCGCAUCAGAGCGACCUGCACCCACAGCUGUCCCAGGCUGUGCGGCGAGGCCUGCGGACCGUGCCAGGUUCCGGUUAGUGACGUGCCUUUCCCAUGUGGGCAUCGAGUCGAAAAAUUACGAUGCUACCAGACGCUGGACGUGGGCAAGAUUUCUUGCAAGGUCCGUGUUUACAGGAAAGUCCCUGGCUGUGGCCACGUCGUCGAGGUCGCAUGCGCCGUUGACGUGACCACGGAGAGGUUCGAAUGCCCUACGCCGUGCGAGAAGGUCCUGCAUUGCGGACACAAAUGUCCCGGAUCUUGCGGAAAAUGCGUGUAUUGGGACAGCGAUGAUGUCUACCACCAGCAAUGCAGUCGAAAGUGUGGUCGCCCAUACGACACUUGCGGUCAUGUCUGCCAGAGCAAAUGCCAUUCUGGCCAACCAUGCACGCCCUGCGCUCGCCAAUGCGAAGUCCGCUGUGCUCAUUCACGCUGCUCGCUCCCCUGUCAGCAGGCGUGCCACCCGUGCAUCGAGAAAUGCACCUGGUCCUGCGAGCACCAGGGUGACUGUCCGAUGCCCUGCGCCGCGCCCUGCACACGCCUCCCGUGCAACGAGAGAUGCCGCAAGAUUCUCAAGUGUGGACACCAGUGCCCGAGUAUAUGUGGCGAAACGUGCCCUGAGGGCUACUGCCAGGCCUGCGGCCAGCAUACUGCCGCCCGUGUUGACCUCUUUGAGCUGAAGGACUACCGAGACAUCGACCUUGACGAAACCCCCAUCGUCGUCCUCGGCUGCGACCACUUCUUCACCGCCGAAUCCUUGGACGGAUCGGUGAGGAUGAACGAAGUAUACGCGGCCGACCCUCUGACUGGACACUACAGCAGCCUCCGGAAAUCACAGGCCAACCUGUCGGUGCCUAGCUGCCCAAACUGCAAGCAGCCAAUUAGACAAUUUGCAACUAAGAGAUACGGUCGUGCCAUCAACCAAGCCGUUAUGGACGAGAUUUCGAGCAAGUUCCACGUCAACGGUCUCAGAAAACUGGCUGAACUGGAGAGUCGUAUCCAGGACAUCGCGGACACCCUCAGGAACAGUCGUUCGGGCCUACAUCUCCCGAUGAGGCGGUUCCAAAGUGACGAAACCUUAUACUCCGAAGCCGAAACGUUGAAGAGGGACAUUGGUCAGUUCUGUCGAAAGAUCGGCGCCGAACAGCAGCCUACCAAGAAGCUCCUCGAUGCCGUCCGUCUCGCCAGAAGACACGGAAACGAAGGCCUUGACGGCGUGAUGGCAGCACUCAGCUUAGACGAUCCAUCCCUACCGGCCCCUGCGCUGGACAAGCAAAUCAUCCUAGGAGGAACCCUCGCGCGUCUGAAGCUCGAGGAUAUUGUCCUCGCCGACAGCUUCUUCGCGGAAUCGAGGCGUGUAGAUGCUCUCUCGGUACUUGAUUCAGCCCCACGUCUGGAGCAGAAGGCACCUCUGUUUCUACGCGAGUGCAAGGUAUUCAUUGAGGAAUGCCGUCAAGAGAAUCUCCCCAGAAUGGAAAUUCAGGCCAUUGCCGCUUAUGCGCGCGUCGCGAAAUGCCUCGAAAGUUUCCGCCGUCGCCGUCCUGCCGAAUCGCCGUCCUCGUCAGCCUCGUCCCAGGCCUACGUCGAUAUCGCGCGAGACCUGCUGGAGACGGCAUCUGGCCUAUGCAAGGUGGCGUUUGAGGGCGCUAAGGAGCUCCAGACCGAGAUCGAGCAGAUCUCGCGGCUGUAUGAGCGGGAACGGUACGAGCCAGUCACGGCAGACGAGAUCGCGGCAAUUAAAUCCGCCAUGGUCAGCGGCGCAGCCGGCAUCGCAACGCAUUCUGGACACUGGUACAGGUGUCGCAAUGGACGCACGUUUGCAAUCGGCGAGUGCGGGAUGCCCAUGGAGCGCGCCCGUUGUCCCGAAUGCCAGGCCCCAGUUGGGGGACAGAACCAUAUGCUGGCAGAGGGGGUGAGCCGGGAUAUAGAUAUGGAGCAGUAGGGCCAGGUAACUCAACCGUUGAUUACAUUUCACCUACUCGCGCAGAUUAAAAGCAUCCGCUCUGAAACGGCCCUCCGGGGUUCAGCGCGGGCGGGCAAUCUGUCGGAUUUUAUGGACGUUUUUCCCCAUGAAAAUUAGCGGGAAAUCAAUGUACUCCCGUUUUCUCGCAUGAAUCGCUCAACUGCAUGGCGCCGGGGUUGGCUCCACUGCCAACGCGAUAAGCUC
Gaeumannomyces tritici R3-111a-1 is the source of this 6374-nucleotide messenger RNA. RefSeq lists its product as hypothetical. Gene Ontology annotation, biological process: regulatory ncRNA-mediated heterochromatin formation. Lineage: Eukaryota; Fungi; Ascomycota; Sordariomycetes; Magnaporthales; Magnaporthaceae. The coding region runs from base 297 to 6149 and encodes 1950 amino acids. Gene Ontology annotation, molecular function: helicase activity; zinc ion binding. Gene Ontology annotation, cellular component: nuclear RNA-directed RNA polymerase complex; nucleus. The transcript is spliced from 4 exons. The record is from RefSeq and is a predicted model, not a curated record.